Messenger RNA from Solanum stenotomum, 606 nucleotides. Its product is annotated as cytochrome P450 CYP72A219-like. The transcript has 2 exons. The coding region runs from base 40 to 606 and encodes 188 amino acids. Gene Ontology annotation, molecular function: heme binding; oxidoreductase activity, acting on paired donors, with incorporation or reduction of molecular oxygen; iron ion binding. The record is from RefSeq and is a predicted model, not a curated record. NCBI's taxonomy places the organism in Eukaryota, Viridiplantae, Streptophyta, Magnoliopsida, Solanales, Solanaceae.
AAGAGGAAGCAGUUGAGAGAAGCUUUGUGAUUUGUGAAAAUGGAGAUGUUGAGCAACAUAAUAGCAACAAUAUGUGUUGCAAUUUUAUUAAUUUAUACAUGGAAGGUGUUAAAUUGGGCAUGGUUUAGACCAAAGAAAUUGGAGAUAAACUUUAGACAAAAUGGUCUAAAAGGAAAUCCAUACAAGUUACUCUAUGGAGAUUUGAAUGAACUCACAAAAAGUAUAGUAGAAGCCAAAUCUAAGCCUAUCAAUUUCUCUGAUGAUAUAGCUCAAAGGCUCAUCCCCUUUUUCCUCGACUCCAUCAACAAAAAUGGUAAAAGUUCUUUUAUGUGGUUAGGCCCAUAUCCAGUUAUAUUGAUUACAGAUCCUGAACAUUUAAAGGAGAUUUUCACAAAGAAUUAUGUGUAUCUAAAGCAAAAUCAUCCCAAUCCAAUGACCAAGUUAUUGGCUCAAGGUCUAGCAAACAUUGAGGGAGACAAAUGGGCCAAACACAGAAAAAUCAUCAAUCCCGUCUUCCACGUAGAGAAGUUAAAGGUUCUACUUUAUUACUCCUUUCGUUAUAUUUUUAUGUUGUUACUGGUCUUUUCUCCAUUAUUUUCAACGUGA